Messenger RNA from Ostrea edulis (European flat oyster), 803 nucleotides. RefSeq names its product ras-related protein Rap-1b-like. The coding region runs from base 44 to 730 and encodes 228 amino acids. Gene Ontology annotation, molecular function: GTPase activity; GTP binding. The record is from RefSeq and is a predicted model, not a curated record. NCBI's taxonomy places the organism in Eukaryota, Metazoa, Mollusca, Bivalvia, Ostreida, Ostreidae. The transcript is spliced from 2 exons.
UACAACAGAUAUCGACACGCCGUUGCAGUCUCCACGUGUGAAAAUGAAUGACAAAUACAGAAAAAUCCGAUCACAAAGCCUGCCUAAUUGGAAUGGCGACCAGGAUGACAAGUUACACUACCGACUGACCAUCAUGGGCGCCGCCGGGGUCGGCAAGAGCUGUAUCAUCUCACAGUUCCUAUACGACCGCUUUAUUAGUGAGUACAAAGAAACUGUGGAGGAAUUCCACCGCGGGGAAUACACCGUGGACGGCCGAGAAUUGAUCCUGGACAUUUUAGACACCGCGGGUGCACAUUCAUUUCCGGCCAUGCGCAGACUGGCCAUCUCAACAAGUGACGCUUUUGUUUUGGUGUAUUCUAUUGACGAUGAGUCCUCGUUUCAAGGAGUGAAAUAUUUGCGAGACAUUAUUUUAGCAGAGCGAAAAGGAGAAAAUGUACCGAUAGUAGUCGUGGGUAAUAAAUCUGACAUUUCUGAAGAAAAGAGAGCCAUUAUGAAAGAGACGGCGAAGUCCAUAGUGUGUUUUGACUGGGGAAAUGGCUACGUCGAGGCUUCCGCAAAGGACAGUAUAAAUGUGGUAGGAAUUUUCAAAGAAAUCCUUCGGCAAGCCAAUAUCGAGAUUAGCAAAACUCCGUUACCGAAAAGAAAAAGGUUCCCUUCCACGUCAUCGGAUGGAUCUGACAUCUCGAACUCUCCGUCCCGUGAAAGAAACAAAAGUUGUGUGAUAUCUUAAACUGAUUGCCAUGUCUUAUUUUUGUACAGUAUGAAUGCUUUUUUGUGAAGAAUAAAAAAAAAAAUUUCAAAAA